This is a messenger RNA of Malaclemys terrapin pileata, 3523 nucleotides long. RefSeq names its product NBL1, DAN family BMP antagonist (gene NBL1). The transcript is spliced from 4 exons. Bases 980 to 1516 code for a protein of 178 amino acids. Gene Ontology annotation, molecular function: receptor ligand activity; BMP binding. NCBI's taxonomy places the organism in Eukaryota, Metazoa, Chordata, Testudines, Emydidae. The record is from RefSeq and is a predicted model, not a curated record. Gene Ontology annotation, biological process: animal organ morphogenesis.
UCCUGUCUAGUACAAUAUAAUCAGAUCCUCUCAGAGUCAAGCCCCUUUCCUUACUGAAGGCAGCCUGGAAUUGCUCUGCUUGUGUGUGUGUGUGAGAGAGAGAGAGACAGACUGAUUGUGAUUUUCCUGUGCAGUGCUGCUGUCUCCAUUCUGAGCCCAGCCAGGAGGGGAUAGAGAGCUCUCUGCACUAGAGUGGAGUUUGCCAUUUGCUGUGGGCUUCCUUGCCUUUUUGGCAUUUCUCCGCGGGCAGGGAGUCUUUGGGAGAAGAUGCUUUGGAGGGGCUGGAUCCUCUGAAGCCCCAUUACUUUUCUCUACUGGGUUUUGGUUUUGGUUGGAGGGGUUCUGCAGCCUUUCCAGCCCAGCUCUUGCCUUUCACGCUAUUGAACUAGGACUCCUCUGAUUUUUCUUUUUUUUCUGGACAGUUUUUUUCCCUCCCCUACCCCCCAGUUGAUUGUGAAAUUCAGUUUGGAUGGGCUUGAACCUUCUGCACCUUUUGGAUUCUGUUGCCUGACUGAGGAUCUCACCCCGGCUCUCAGCCGCUUGUUAUUAUUCAUAAUUCUUUUUGCUCCUUUCCUACCUGUUGGCUGGUGGCGGAGGAAGUUUCUGCACUUCUGGGUUUGCGAGGAUUUUGCCCUUCUCAGUCCCUCUGGAUUCCCUGCACUGUUGGGGAUGAGGAUGUUAUAAACUUCUAGAGGGGGUAGAUAUUUUUUUCUCCCCCUUGAUUUCCCUAUUUGGAGAGGAUACAGAUCUGAGGUGUUGAGCUCGACUUGCUCCUUGUUUUUUUCCCCCCCUUCUCUGUGGCGAUUGAGGGAAGAUCCCAGUUCUUUUUAGUAGCUGAUUUGCUGGGGCAAUCUGAAAUUUCUGUCCUCGGAGAGUGAUCUGUAUCGAUCUGCUGGCUUCCCUCAGAGUUUCUAGCCAAGGACCUUAUGGGAUUUUCCUUCAAUCUACUUCAUGUUCUAGGGUUUUGGUGGAGCUGGCCAUGAUGUUAUGGUUCCUGGUGGCUGCCCUCUUCCCAGCUGUGAUCCUGGCCGCGCCGCCCCCCAUUAACAAACUGGCCCUUUUCCCGGACAAGAGCGCGUGGUGCGAGGCGAAGAACAUCACCCAGAUUGUGGGGCACAGCGGCUGCGAGUCUAAGUCCAUCCAGAACAGGGCCUGCUUGGGACAGUGCUUCAGCUACAGCGUCCCCAACACCUUCCCUCAGUCUACAGAAUCCCUGGUGCACUGUGACUCCUGCAUGCCUGCACAAUCCAUGUGGGAAAUCGUGACGCUGGAUUGCCCGGGCAACGCCGAGAUCCCCCGAGUCGACAAGCUGGUGGAGAAGAUCCUCCGCUGCAGCUGCCAGGCCUGCGGGAAGGAGCCGAGCCACGAGGGGGCGCUGUUCAACGUCUACCUGAACGCAGAGGAGAACCUGCCCGCCGAGGGCCCCAGCCCCCAUCACUACGCCCACCACCAGCAGGAGGCGGAAGAGGCUCCCGUCUCCAACCGCCACCGCGAGGAGGAGGGGGGCGAGGAGUGACCCACGCCCUCCAGGACUGUCCGUCCUUCCAGCCUGCAGUGCAGACGGGGGGUGGUGCACGGGGGAGGGGGUGGGGCUGCGGGGUGUCUUACCUGUCUACUAACUACCCAUCAUGCUUUGCUCUUAGCGGCGCUGUGGGGUGGGCAAGAAUGUCCGAGGUGCAGACGGGGCUUGGGCUGACACGUGGGGAUGGGAGCGUGGGGGAUCUGAGCAAAUCUACUUGCACAUCAUAGUGAUAAUAUAUUGUCAGGGGGUGGGAGGUUAGGAGAGGGGCAGGACGGGACCCCUCGGGGGCGGAGGGUGGCACAGGCUGGCUCUGCAGGGUUUGGAACCGGGUUUCAGAGCCUCUUCUGCCUUCUCUUCCUUUUCCUCUGUAGUUUUAAUGGACUCUCGCUGGGGGACCAGCCUCUCUCUGCUCCACCCCCUGCUGCUCUCCUGGGAUGACUGUGAGGGUGAGCUAUCUCCCACAUCCUCCUGGGAGUGGGGCAUCCCCCCAGCCUCCUGGGGGUGUAGGGCUGGGGUGCGCUGCCUCUCUGUUGCUCCUAGGGGUGGGUGGUGUAGGGAGGCCCCAACACUGAGGCCUUGGCUAGGGGAUAGGAAGAUCUUUCGUUCUCCAUACCCAGAGGAACUCACUGAUUGAAACUGCACCCAGCUCUGGGUUCAGGCAGGUCUUGGUUCUCGCUUUGCCCCGAAUGUGACUCCGGGAGGGAAAUGGGGUUUUAUCCCCAGUGCUGGUUAUCCGCAGGACGGAGAUGGUGUGGGCCGGGUGCUGAGGGUGGGAGAAGAUGCAUGUGCAUGCUGGGGUCUGGGCCAGGAAUGACACGGUGGCCUAUGGGGGGCCGGGAGGGCUGGUGGAAGGGAGUGGAGGGUCUAGGGACUCUGCAUUUCUCCAGCACUCCCCUGCUCUGUAUUCUUUGGCUCCUAAUGGUCUUGCCCCAGAAAACAGGGUGUUGGCACCUGUUCAUGUCCCUGGGUUUAUUGAUGGACCCUGGCGCUCCCUCCCAUCCCUCGUCCUCUGGGGUGGGUCAAGGAGAAGCAGAGCCAGGGGCAGGAAGGACUCUCCUUGCUCUCUGCCUAGUCCGAGUCCACUGCAAACCCGGUGUGCACCCAGCCGAGAAGGAAGAGCUCCCUUGGGGGAAGGCAGGGCCUGCUGGGGAGUGUCAAGGGGCUUGCGGGAGGCCGAUAUCGCUCAGGGGAGAGGAGAAUCCAGGCACCACUGGCAUCUCCACGACUUGGGAAGGGUCAGUGCCUGGGAGAUAUUCAGCCCCUCAGAGUGGGAGCUGUAUGCUCACCAGCCUGAGUUGCUGGUUGCUCCCUUCCCAGGGGACCAGCCAGAACCGGGGCUCAAGGCCUAAUGCUUUACAAGUGGACCCAGAAACCUUCCUUCCUCUCCCCACUCCACCGCCCAGCCAAACCUGCUGCCAUAUUUGCGUCUGUUCCCAAUGGUUUUGUAAGGAGCUGUUGGGCACGGAGGGGCCUCUCUCUGCUCUGUCUGGCACUGGAGAGAGGGGCCCUUCUGCCUCGCCUGCCCUUGGAGCUCGUGUGCACCUUGCUCUCGUUCAUGGGAGGGAGUCAGGGUGCACCUGGGGAUCCUCGCUCAGGACAGAGCUUGGUUGUGCCAGCGACAGAUUGGGUGGCAUCCCUCUACCAGGGAGUCUGGGCAGAGCUGGGGCACAUGUCAUAGACUCUUCUCCAAUCUGCCCCUCCCGCCUUGGCUUCUCUGCAGCACUUUAACAAAUAGUGGAGGAAGGGGGUGAGUUGAUCUCCUUGACGGGAAUGGAACUUCGCUGGGAAUUGCUCCUUAUCUCCCCUUCACACUGCCGGGGAUUGGGAAGACGUUUAGUUGGGGACCUGGGGGCCAGCCCUGCCUGUCUCGCUAGCCACCUUCGCUCUGUUGUAUAAAGCUGAUCUCUUUGUUGCUGUUCUGACAAAAGCUUCCAGAGCUUGUCAUCAAUAUAUUUUUCCUUUUGACGGGAUUUUUUUCUUAAAUAAAUUAGUUUUCACUUC